Messenger RNA from Melitaea cinxia (Glanville fritillary), 1734 nucleotides. RefSeq names its product rootletin (gene CCDC151). Gene Ontology annotation, cellular component: cilium. NCBI's taxonomy places the organism in Eukaryota, Metazoa, Arthropoda, Insecta, Lepidoptera, Nymphalidae. Gene Ontology annotation, biological process: cilium movement; outer dynein arm assembly. The transcript is spliced from 12 exons. Bases 1 to 1680 code for a protein of 559 amino acids. The record is from RefSeq and is a predicted model, not a curated record.
AUGGUGACGUGUUAUCAGAGACAUCCCUUUGAAAUAGAAACGGAGGACAAACUCACGACGAUAAAUUCAAAAAUAUUCGAAAUCAAAAAGAAAAUACAAUUAUCAGAGGGUCAAAGAAAAUCUCACUACGAAGAAAAUGAGGCUGAGAAGAAACAGAAUAGAGAUCUGAUAGAUACUCUCAAGAAGGAAAUAAAAGUGCGGCUCGUAGAACUAGCUCAGGCUAGGGAGGCGGUGUCUGAUGAAGAGGCGCAAGUGAAGAAGUAUCUUAAUGAUAUAUGUCCCAUUGGCAAUAAAACUACUGAUCAAUUGAUACAUAAUUUAGAUUUAAAAGUAAUAGAACAACGUAAAAUGUUAGAUCUCCUGAAAUACGAAAAAGGUAGUAAGAAAAAGAAGCUACGGAAUCUUGAAAAGGAGUACGAGAAAUUACUCAUUGAAAGCACGAAAAGCGAUCUAGUGAAGUCUAAAAUAACAACUAGGGCUCGAAAAAAUGUCUCGCAUUUAGAAAACGAAAUACACAAAGUUUUAAUACAAUGGACCGAAGCCGAGCUGGUUAAGAAAAAAUAUUUUUCGAUUAGGCAGGCGCUCAUAGAAGAUUCUGUGAAGUUUGAAAGUUCCCUAUCACGUAUAGAAGAUAUAUUAAAGAAGCAAAAGGAAGAAAUAAAAAAAUUAGAGGUAGUUCGAGAGGAAGCAGCAGAGAUGCGUGUCCGCGCCACGAGUGCGACGGCUGCGGAAGCUGCUCGUGCUCACGACGCGGAGCACGCACGGGCCUCCGAGCGUGCCUUCUUUGCACAGAGGUUCAACGAGAGAAAAAGGGAGCUGGAGAAGUUGGAGAAGAGGAUAUUUCCUCCCGCGGCGCGGCCAGUGAGACAGGAAUCAGUGAGAUCGACUGAGGGUGAUGCUGUCACUGAAGACCAGUCCGCUGUAGCGCAGAUGGAAGAUAUUUUCCAAAGACUAAUGAAACUUACAGGAGUGAACGAAGCCGAAGAAGUAUUCGACAGAUUCCGAGCUCAGCGGGAAACGUCGAAGAGAUUGAACUACUUGCAGCAGACAACUGAAGAGGAGAAGCUACAACUGGAACAGACGCAGACAUCACUCAUGGCCGAACUGGAGGGGUACAAGUUUGCGUCAGUGAAGGAUAAGGAUGAAGGUCAAGAAGAAAUAACAGAACUAAAAUCAAAGAUAGAACAGGAAGAGAAGAAUUAUAUGGAGUUGCAAGAGAAGUACGACAAAUUGGAAACAUUCCUUUUGGAAAUAAAGAGAUUGUUGUAUGAUUUGUGUAAGCUCUUAGAUGUGAUCGGGGAGCCAGCGACGCCAGAGUGGACAGCUGAAGCGCGGGAUAUCAACGAGAUCCUGGUCGUGCUCACGGCGCGGUACAACGCGGCGCGGAACCGGUGCGCUCUGUUGUCGGCGAGACGAGACCAGGCUGUCGCUGUCACGUCUAAUACACCGAGUGGAGCCCCAUCUGUGACAGGAUUAAGCGCUAAGAGUCCAAGCACGAAGGAGUCUGAAAAGAUCUUACCGACAUACAAGGAACUUGUCACGAGGGAACCCGUCAAGGCACCGCCCUCCGAUGAAGAAGAAGAUAUUCCAUCUCGUUGUUACUUGAAGCGUCAAGCUCAGCUGAUUAUCGAUACUAAGUGCCGGAGGAAAGGAUUCCGUACUCCUUACCCUCGGAAAUAAGCAAUAGAUCUUAUAGUCUAUUAUAUUUUAAAUAAAGAUUAUUAGCAUAAUAAA